Molecule: messenger RNA, 1007 nt
Organism: Saccostrea cuccullata (small rock oyster)
Lineage: Eukaryota; Metazoa; Mollusca; Bivalvia; Ostreida; Ostreidae
Product: galactoside alpha-(1,2)-fucosyltransferase 2-like
Exons: 1
Coding region: 27-926 (299 amino acids)
Biological process (GO): carbohydrate metabolic process
Cellular component (GO): membrane
Molecular function (GO): galactoside 2-alpha-L-fucosyltransferase activity
Source: RefSeq, a predicted model, not a curated record
CAGUAAUAAAACAUGGCUCUAAAGGAAUGUCGAUGUUUUCUUCCAUUGCCAAAUUUACAACCUCACCAGUAUCCAUCACAAACAAACAGUCAACCGAGUUUUAUGUUUGUGUUAAGUAUAUGGGAAGACUUGGAAGUAAUUUAUUUCAGUUUGCCUCUGGAUACGGAAUUGCUGCCUCUAAAGGUAUGAAGUUAGUAGUCGGAGAAUCUGAUAAAGUAUACCAAAUAUUUCAAAUAAAAGACAGUAAAAACAUUCUGAUCAGUACAAACAAACACGAGUGUGACAACGCAAUAUAUCGAAAAGAGCAUAAAACGCAUUCUUAUGAUAAAGAUAUUGUAGAUUUUAAAUCAGAUGCAACAUAUAGAGUGGGGCGAUAUUUGCAGUCAUGGAAAUAUUUCCAUAAUGUGUCAAAUGAACUACGAGAAAUUCUUAAAUUUAGAAGUCACAUUCAAACAAAAGCAAAUAAGUUAAUGGAAAAUGUUUUAAGGAAAUAUAAUACUUCCAGAGAGAAUGUUACUCUUAUCGCUGUCCACGUAAGACGUGGAGAUGUAGUCACCUUAAGCCUUGAAAAUGUCCUUUCGAUUGCAACUAAGGAGUACUUUGAAAAAGCUUUCCAAUACUUUAGAAGUUACUCCAGUCCAAUUUUUGUUGUUUGUUCCAAUGGUAUGGCUUGGAGUAAAGCAAAUAUUCCUAAAAACUACACGGUCGAAUUUAUGGACGGAAAUUUACCGGAAGAAGAUUUGGCUUUAAUGGCGUCGUGUGAUCACAUGAUAUCGUCGGUUGGUUCCUUUAGCUGGUGGGCAGGCUGGUUUACUAACGGAACAGUGACAUUCUAUAAAUGGCCCGUUUUAGAAGAUUCAAAACGUCGACAUACCUUCAGCUCAGACUUCAUGGAUUUUUUCUACCCACACUGGAUAGGAUUAUAAAAUGACAGAUUGGAUUGAGUACUGUAAAACCACAUAUUUUCGAGGGGUAAAAUUUUCGUGGAUUGAGAAAAAUAUAUUGGU